CAUGAGCAUAUUUUAAUACAUGUUUAGGUUAAGUUCAUUAUUGGAAAAUAGGAGUUUUUUCAUUGCAGCAAACAAAAGUCCUUUCACAGUAUUGGUCAUGGGCCGUUCAAAUCCCCAAAUGCUGAAACUCCUCUGAGGGAUGCGCUGAAACGAGAGGACUAAGAAUAAAAAAAAACAGCGAUGAAGUGGAGAUGCGGAAAGGCAAAGGGGACGCUCUCAGGUGUGUGUCCGUCCCCGGGCGGUCCCUUUCUCCGCACCGCUUUGGUCCGGCGGGUACUGCCGCGAGUCCUAGUGUGAGUAAGUCCGUCCUGGAUAUCCGCGCAGGUGCGGGGAGGCGCCCAGGUGGGCUGUCCCAGGCCAGGUUCCCGGGGAAGCUCUCCGGGAAGCGUCCGGAGUGACAAGGGACCCACCGGGACCCCACCACGGGCCGCAGCCGAGCGCGCGCCGCCGACGGUGGGGGUGGGGCCGGCGCCCAGGCCACCCGGUUACCUGGCGACAGGAUGCCCUGCGCGGGGCGGCGGAGCGGGUGCGUGAGGCAGCGGUUGCGAGAGAGAUGAGCCGCGGCGAUGAGCCCGGAAAAGCAGCACCAGGAAGAGGAUGAAGUUGACUCCGUUCUCCUUUCAGCGUCCAAGAUCCUAAAUUCUUCGGAGGGGGUGAAGGAAAGUGGCUGCAGUGACACAGAAUAUGGCUGCAUAGCAGAAUCAGAAAAUCAAAUCCAACCACAAUCAGCAUUGAAAGUCCUUCAGCAACAGUUGGAAUCAUUUCAGGCUUUGCGAAUGCAGACUUUGCAGAAUGUCAGCAUGGUACAGUCGGAAAUCAGUGAAAUAUUGAAUAAAAGUAUUAUUGAAGUAGAAAACCCACAAUUUAGCUCAGAAAAAAAUCUGGUGUUUGGCACGCGCAUUGAAAAGGAUUUGCCUACAGAGAAUCAAGAAGAAAACCUUUCUAUGGAGAAAAGUCAUCAUUUUGAGGAUUCCAAGACACUUCAUUCAGUGGAAGAAAAAUUAAGUGGUGUUAGUGUGAACAGUCUCCCUCAAAGUGUAAAUGUUCCAUCCCAGAUACAUUCCGAGGACACAUUAACUCUGAGAACUUCAACAGACAAUUUAUCUUCAAACAUAAUUAUACACCCUUCAGAAAAUUCUGACAUCUUGAAGAAUUAUAAUAACUUUUAUCAUUUUCUACCUACUGCACCUCAAAAUGUGAUGUCUCAAGCUGAUACAGUAAUUCUGGAUAAAUCCAAAAUUACUGUGCCUUUUCUCAAGCAUGGAUUUUGUGAAAACUUAGAUGACAUUUGCCAUUCUAUCAAACAAAUGAAAGAAGAGCUUCAAAAGUCACAUGAUAGGGAAGUGGCACUUACAAAUGAACUUCAGACUUUACAAACUGAUCCAAAUGUUCACAGGAAUGGUAAAUAUGACCUGUCCCCUAUUCACCAGGAAAAAAUGAACUUUAUUAAGGAAGAAAACAUGGACGGUAACUUAAAUGAAGACAUAAAAUCAAAGAGAAUUUCAGAAUUAGAAGCAUUAGUGAACAAAUUACUCCCCUUCAGGGAAACAGUGUCAAAAUUCCAUGUGCAUUUUUGUAGAAAAUGUAAAAAGUUAUCUAAGAGUGAAACACACAGGGGAAAGAAAAAUGAGAAAAACAAUAAAGAAAUUCCCAUCACUGGCAAAAAUAUUACAGAUUUAAAAUUCCAUUCCAGAGUUCCAAGAUACACACUGUCCUUCCUCGACCAAACAAAACAUGAAAUGAAAGACAAAGAAAGACAACCAUUUCUAGUAAAACAAGGAUCAAUAAUAUUUGAAAAUGAGAAAACUUCCAAAGUUAAUUCCGUUACUGAGCAGUGUGUUGCAAAAAUUCAGUACUUACAGAAUUACCUAAAAGAAUCUGUGCAGAUACAGAAAAAAGUAACGGAACUGGAGAGUGAAAAUCUAAACCUUAAGUCCAAAAUGAAACCUCUUAUCUUUACCACACAAUCUCUCAUACAGAAAGUUGAAACAUAUGAAAAGCAACUUAAGAAUCUGGUUGAAGAAAAGAGUACUAUUCAGUCUAAGUUAAGUAAAACAGAAGAAGACAGCAAAGAGUGUCUUAAAGAGUUAAAAAGAAUGAUUAGUAAAUAUAAUGUUCUGCAAGGCCAAAAUAAAACUCUAGAGGAAAAAAAUAUGCAACUUUCUUUAGAGAAGCAACAAAUGAUGGAAGCAUUAGAUCAACUAAAAAGUAAGGAACACAAAACUCAAAGCGAUAUGGCCAUUGUCAAUAAUGAAAAUAAUCGAAUGAGUAUAGAAAUGGAAGCAAUGAAAACCAAUAUUCUGUUGAUACAAGAUGAAAAAGAAAUGUUAGAAAAAAAAACACACCAGCUUCUAAAAGAAAAAAGCUCACUUGGAAAUGAACUAAAAGAAAGCCAGCUAGAGAUAAUGCAGCUAAAAGAGAAAGAAAGAUUGGCAAAAACGGAACAAGAGACACUUCUUCAAAUGAUAGAAACGGUUAAAGAUGAAAAACUCAACCUUGAAACAACAUUACAAGAAUCUACUGCUGCCAGACAAAUUAUGGAAAGAGAAAUUGAGAAUAUUCAAACCUACCAAUCUACUGUUGAAGAGAAUUUUCUGCAAGAAAUAAAAAAUGCAAAAUCAGAAGCAAGUAUUUAUAAGAAUAGCUUGUCAGAAAUUGGCAAGGAAUGUGAAAUGUUAUCAAAAAUGGUAAUGGAAACCAAAACAGAUAAUCAGAUUCUAAAAGAAGAACUAAAGAAACAUAGUCAAGAAAAUAUAAAAUUUGAAAACAGCAUCAGUAGACUUACUGAAGACAAAAUACUUUUAGAAAAUUAUGUAAGAAGCAUAGAAAAUGAAAGGGAUGCCUUGGAAUUUGAGAUGCGGAAUCUUCAACGAGAAUAUUUAAGUUUAAGUGAUAAAAUUUGUAGUCAGCAUAAUGACCCUUCAAAAACAACUUAUAUUUCAAGAAGAGAGAAAUUCCAUUUUGACAACUCUACUCACAAAGAUACUUCUAGUCCUCGGAGUAACUGGCCUUUGGCUUCGGAUUUGAAAGGUUAUCUCAAAGUUAAAGACAGAACUCUCAAGCAUCAUUAGGAUUCCUCACGAUUGCUAAGAAACUCCCUUCGAGAAAUAGCCAAUGUUAAUUGUACUGCUAACUGAACUAUGAAUAUCUAACUAGUCUCAAAUAACUCCUAACGAGGCGCUACAGAUUUGCUUUAAAAAUUAUGCACAAAAUGGUUUGGUGCCGAAAACUUCAGCUUUUCCAGCUGGGAAUUUCAGAAGAUGGGGGAGAACUUCUACAAGGGAGGGCAGGUACCUGCACAUGGAAGGAGCUGAGAUGUCUAAAGUCACCCACAUUUGUCAUUUAAAAAAGUAAUAUAUAAAUAAAUGAUACUAUUUUGAAGAAGGAUAAAA
Messenger RNA from Pongo pygmaeus (Bornean orangutan), 3392 nucleotides. RefSeq names its product coiled-coil domain containing 110 (gene CCDC110). The coding region runs from base 567 to 3071 and encodes 834 amino acids. Lineage: Eukaryota; Metazoa; Chordata; Mammalia; Primates; Hominidae. Gene Ontology annotation, cellular component: cytoskeleton. The record is from RefSeq and is a predicted model, not a curated record. The transcript is spliced from 7 exons.